Messenger RNA from Sus scrofa (pig), 549 nucleotides. RefSeq names its product cytochrome c oxidase assembly factor COX14 (gene COX14). The record is from RefSeq and is a predicted model, not a curated record. Lineage: Eukaryota; Metazoa; Chordata; Mammalia; Artiodactyla; Suidae. Gene Ontology annotation, cellular component: mitochondrion. Gene Ontology annotation, biological process: mitochondrial respiratory chain complex IV assembly.
CACCAAUAGCACCUCAGCGUUCAGAGUGGUUUCUGGGCCGUUACCCUCGCUCGUCUGGUCGUGGGCGCAGCUUCCGGCUGCGUUGGGAGGUCGUGCGGCUGGAGGACUCGAACCCAGAGGGAGCGGCAGCAUUCAGGGGACAUCAUGCCAACUGCCAAGCAACUGGCUGACAUUGGCUACAAGACCUUCUCCACCUCCAUGAUGCUCCUCACCGUGUAUGGGGGCUACCUCUGCAGCGUCCGGGCCUACCAUUACUUCCAGCGGCGCAGCUCCCGGCGCCAGGCUGCGGAAGAGCAGAAGACCUCGGGAGUCCCCUAGGAGCAGGGACGUUUUUCUUGAGCAGAGAGGCCUGAGGCAUGCUAUGGAAAGACCUCACCUGCAGUCAUUUCUGAGUCAAGAGGACUAGAGCCUUAAUGGUUUCUGAACUCUGCUGGGAGAAAGUGCCCAUGUUUUUCUCUGGUGCCGUCAGUUUGGAGAGGCUGGCUGUCAAGUCACAGCAGGAAUGGGAGGGUGAGGCACACCUACAGACAUUAAAUGUUUUGCCCCGUC